UGUUUUGUUUUGCAGUAUUUAAGUUUGCUGAAUUUAUUGAAAAGUUUAUUAUCAUUAUUUUUAGGAGAUUGUUCUUUAUUAUGGAAAUACGGCCGUUAUUUUUAAUCGAAGAGAGGGAGAAAACUUUUAAGAAUUGGCCAUUUUCCGAUAAAAAUAAAUGCAACGUUCGCAAUAUGGCCGAGGCUGGAUUUUACUCAGUGGCAACUGGCACUGAUGAUCUUGAUGCAGCAAAAUGCUUCCUUUGUGGUAAGGAGCUCGACGGCUGGGAAGCUGAUGAUGAUCCGUGGGCAGAGCAUAAAAGUCAUGCAGGCAAAUGUGCCUAUGUACAACUUGGAAAAAACGAAAACGACCUUCUGCUAUCAGAAUUUUUAUCAGUUGUCAAGCAAUACAUGAUUAAUGAAAUAAAAAGGUUAAGUGAGGUAGCCAAAGAACAGGUUGAUGAAAAGGCUAAAGCUGUACAGAAGAAGUGUUUUGGAAGAAGAUAGAAAAUACAAUUUCUACAUCACUUGUGUGUCUACUUUAAUGUUUUGCUGGUUUCAAUCCAAUA
Messenger RNA from Papilio machaon (common yellow swallowtail), 547 nucleotides. It is a transcript of the gene Det, whose product is annotated as baculoviral IAP repeat-containing protein 5. Lineage: Eukaryota; Metazoa; Arthropoda; Insecta; Lepidoptera; Papilionidae. The transcript is spliced from 2 exons. Bases 81 to 485 code for a protein of 134 amino acids. The record is from RefSeq and is a predicted model, not a curated record.